AUGUCCCCGAGCGAACCUGUUACUGUUGUUCUGAUCCAUGGCGCCUGGCACGGGCCUUGGUGCUGGAAGCAUCAAAUCCCCGAGCUGCAAAAAUUCGGCUACCAAGUAGAAACGAUUCAUCUGCCAUCCGCUCAGGGUAUUGCUGGCAAGACGCAAUAUGACGACGCCAACGCGGUCCGCGGUCUUUUAGAGGCACUCUUGUCGGUGGGCAAGCGCGUGGUCGUCGUAGGGCACUCGUACGCAGGCCCCAUCGGCUGCGCUGCGAUGAUUGGGCUCUCUGAGCGAGAGCGAGCGGGCAAGCAGCUCGCAGGAGGCGUGCUGGGCUUGGUUGCUCUCUGUGCAUUCCUCUUCCCCGGGGGCAUGGAUCAGGGCGCGGAGAUUAGACGGAUGAAUGGGCUACCCUAUGUCGUUUUGGACUCACCAUCGGAUGGCUUGUUUGUCCCAAAGGACCCGCAAAGCAUGUUUUUCCCGCCUGAUGUUUCACAAGGCCGCGCCGACUGGGCCAUUCCUCAGCUUCGCCCGCAGAGCAUGGCGGCCAACAUGGGCAUUGUGCCGCCGCAGGCGUGGCAAGAGGAUGGGGACCACUACGCUGGCAAGCUGGGGUACAUUGCUUGCACGGAUGACAAUCUCGUCUCCUUUGAGAACCAGAUGGCCUUUGUUGACGGUGCUGGUGGUCGAGACAAUUGGAUAGUCCGUGAGCUUCGAGGCUCAAGCCACAGCCCAUUCCUGUCCCGACCGCAAGAGGUAGCUUCUGUCGUGCAUGCGAUGGUAGGGCAGUUCAACAAUUCGACCAGUCGCUAA
Molecule: messenger RNA, 801 nt
Organism: Beauveria bassiana ARSEF 2860
Lineage: Eukaryota; Fungi; Ascomycota; Sordariomycetes; Hypocreales; Cordycipitaceae
Product: alpha/beta hydrolase superfamily protein
Exons: 1
Coding region: 1-801 (266 amino acids)
Source: RefSeq, a predicted model, not a curated record